GAGAGGAGGGGAGGCCUCCGCCGCCGCCAUCUUGGACCGGGCCCGUCAGCUUCCGCGGAGCCAUCGGCAGACGCCGCGGCCUCCCUUGAGCCCCGACCCCGUCGUCAGAACAACCCCGGGCCCACUUCCCCCCACCCCACUUCCGCUCCGCGCCGUUAUCGCGAUAGCGCCCGGGCCCGGGGCGCGAGGAAAAAGGCGGCGGGCGCUCGCCUCCCUCGCCUAUCGCGAUACGCUCCUCAGCGGCGGCGCCAGCUCCUGUGCAGCGUCGGUCUCCGGGGGAGUAUGAAGAGAGCGCGCCUAUAGGGCAGGGAAGAUGGCGGACAAGCGCAAACUCCAAGGUGAGAUUGAUCGCUGCCUCAAGAAGGUGUCCGAGGGCGUCGAGCAGUUUGAAGAUAUCUGGCAGAAGCUCCACAAUGCAGCCAACGCGAACCAGAAAGAAAAGUAUGAGGCUGACCUAAAGAAGGAGAUUAAGAAGCUUCAACGGCUGAGGGACCAGAUCAAGACAUGGGUAGCGUCCAACGAGAUCAAGGACAAGAGGCAGCUCAUAGACAACCGCAAGCUCAUCGAGACGCAAAUGGAGCGGUUCAAAGUCGUGGAGCGAGAGACCAAGACCAAAGCCUACAGCAAGGAGGGCCUGGGCCUGGCGCAGAAGGUGGACCCCGCCCAGAAGGAGAAGGAGGAGGUUGGCCAGUGGCUCACGAACACCAUCGACACCCUGAACAUGCAGGUGGACCAGUUUGAGAGCGAAGUGGAGUCCCUGUCGGUGCAGACGCGCAAGAAGAAGGGCGACAAGGAUCAGAAGCAGGACCGGAUCGAGGGCCUGAAGCGGCACAUCGAGAAGCACCGCUACCACGUGCGCAUGCUGGAGACCAUCCUGCGCAUGCUGGACAACGACUCCAUCCUGGUGGACGCCAUCCGCAAGAUCAAGGACGACGUGGAGUACUACGUCGACUCCUCCCAGGACCCCGACUUCGAGGAGAACGAGUUCCUCUACGACGACCUGGACCUCGAGGACAUUCCACAGGCGCUGGUCGCCACCUCCCCCCCCAGCCACAGCCACAUGGAGGACGAGAUCUUCAACCAGUCCAGCAGCACGCCCACCUCCACCACCUCCAGCUCGCCCAUCCCGCCCAGCCCGGCCAACUGCACCACGGAAAACUCGGAAGAUGACAAGAAGAGGGGGCGCUCCACAGACAGUGAAGUCAGCCAGUCUCCAGCCAAAAACGGCUCCAAGCCGGUCCACAGCAGCCAGCACCCUCAGUCCCCCGCCGUGCCGCCCAGCUACCCGCCCGGCCCCCCGCCCGCCGCCUCGGCUCUGAGCACCGCCCCCGGCAACAACGGGGCCCCCGCCCCGGCAGCACCUCCCAGUGCGCUGGGCCCCAAGGCCAGCCCGGCCCCGAGCCACAGCGCGGGCACCCCCGCCCCCUACGCCCAGGCCGUGGCCCCCCCGGCCCCCAGCGGGCCCAGCGCCGCCCAGCCCCGGCCCCCCAGCGCCCAGCCCGGCGGGGGCGGCGGGGGCGGCAGCAGCAGUAACAGCAGCAGCAGCGGCGGUGCCGGCAAGCAGAACGGGGCCACCAGCUACAGCUCCGUCGUGGCGGACAGCCCGGCCGAGGUGGCGCUGGGCAGCAGCGGGGGCAGCAGCGCCGGCAGCCAGGCUCUGGCCCCCUCUGGCCCCCACAACCCCCCUUCCAGCACCUCGAAAGAAUCCAGUGCAGCUGCCCCCGCCGGCGCUGGGGGCGUGGCCCCAGGCUCAGGGAACAACGCCGGGGGACCCAGCCUCCUGGUGCCACUGCCCGUGAACCCUCCCAGCUCCCCGACGCCCAGCUUCAGCGAUGCCAAGGCAGCCGGCGCCCUGCUCAACGGACCCCCGCAGUUCAGCGCCACCCCGGAGAUCAAGGCCCCCGAGCCCCUGAGCUCCCUGAAGUCCAUGGCAGAACGGGCAGCUCUCGGCUCCGCCAUCGAGGACCCCGUGCCCACGCUGCACCUGACGGAGCGAGACAUCAUCCUGAGCAGCACGGCCGCGCCCCCCGCCUCGGCCCAGCCGCCCCUGCAGCUGUCGGAGGUGAACAUCCCGCUGUCCCUGGGCGUGUGCCCCCUGGGGCCCGUGCCCCUCACCAAGGAGCAGCUCUACCAGCAGGCCAUGGAGGAGGCCGCCUGGCACCACAUGCCCCACCCCUCCGACUCGGAGCGCAUCAGGUGAGGGGCUGCCGGGAGGGGACCUGGUCCCC
This is a messenger RNA of Pipistrellus kuhlii (Kuhl's pipistrelle), 2228 nucleotides long. It is a transcript of the gene CNOT3, whose product is annotated as CCR4-NOT transcription complex subunit 3. The coding region runs from base 314 to 2200 and encodes 628 amino acids. NCBI's taxonomy places the organism in Eukaryota, Metazoa, Chordata, Mammalia, Chiroptera, Vespertilionidae. Gene Ontology annotation, cellular component: nucleus; P-body; CCR4-NOT core complex. The transcript has 15 exons. The record is from RefSeq and is a predicted model, not a curated record. Gene Ontology annotation, biological process: regulation of stem cell population maintenance; regulation of DNA-templated transcription; nuclear-transcribed mRNA poly(A) tail shortening.